Messenger RNA from Penicillium concentricum, 954 nucleotides. RefSeq lists its product as uncharacterized. The transcript has a single exon. NCBI's taxonomy places the organism in Eukaryota, Fungi, Ascomycota, Eurotiomycetes, Eurotiales, Aspergillaceae. Gene Ontology annotation, molecular function: dioxygenase activity. The record is from RefSeq and is a predicted model, not a curated record. The coding region runs from base 1 to 954 and encodes 317 amino acids.
AUGUGCACCAAGUUGGUAUUGCUCACACGACCUCCCCCAAAUAGAGAGAUAUUGACAGAGAAAGGCUUCUUCUAUAUCACCAACAUUGGCCUGUCACAGGGUGAUAUCGAUCUCCAAUUUGCUAUUGCAAAGGCAUUUUUUGAAUUACCUGAAGAAGAACGACUGAGACAUCGUGCUCCCUUAGAAGAUGGUAGUUACAAUGGCUACCGUCCCUUAGGAGCACUAAAUCUUUUCCCUGGGAUGCAAGACACGCUGGAAUUUUACAGCAUCUUCAAAUUCAUUCCCCAAAGCGAGCGAUCACACCCGGAUCUGAUCAAAAGAUACUCAGCGGAGAUUGAAAGAUUCUCCCGCUUCAUGCACGAGAAUGUCUCCUUCAAGCUCCUCCGAAUAUUAGCGACUAUGCUCGAGCUACCAGAGGACCAGUUCGUAGACGGCAACCGCUACGAAGAUGAAUGUGACAGCUCUAUCCGCUAUAUGCUAUACCAUGCUCGAUCCCAAGAAGAAAACAAGACGUUUGACGAUGUUUACUUCCGUGGGCACACGGACAAGGGCACUAUGACGUUCCUAUUCCAGCAACCAAUAGCAGCACUUCAAGUGCAACAGGCCAAAGAUGAAGAUUGGGAAUAUUUAAAGAUUCCCGCUGGAUCUGUCGCUGUCAACAUCGCCGAUACGCUCCAGUUCCUCACAAAUGGGUAUCUAAAAAGUGGCUUUCAUCGAGUUAUAGCGCCACCAAAAGACCAGGCGCACCUCGAUCGAUUGGGAUUGUUAUAUUUUGUGCGGCCGACUGCUAAAUUGAAAUGGAAGUCUCUGGAUAGUCCUUUCUUGCAGAAGGAAGGUUAUGGAAAAGCCACAACCCAGAAUGACCAGGAUGUUUCUGGGCUGGAUUGGUGGAGAGCUGGGGUCAAGGUUCGCACAGGGGCAAAUUAUAUCAGUUCUGCAGCCAGCACAAUCUAA